Rhinocladiella mackenziei CBS 650.93 is the source of this 864-nucleotide messenger RNA. Its product is annotated as histone chaperone asf1. Gene Ontology annotation, cellular component: nucleus. Gene Ontology annotation, molecular function: histone binding. The transcript is spliced from 3 exons. NCBI's taxonomy places the organism in Eukaryota, Fungi, Ascomycota, Eurotiomycetes, Chaetothyriales, Herpotrichiellaceae. The record is from RefSeq and is a predicted model, not a curated record. Bases 1 to 864 code for a protein of 287 amino acids. Gene Ontology annotation, biological process: DNA replication-dependent chromatin assembly; nucleosome assembly; nucleosome disassembly.
AUGUCUGUGGUGUCGCUCUUAGGCGUCAAAGUUCUAAAUAACCCUGCACCGUUCACAGCGCCUUAUGAAUUUGAGAUCACCUUCGAAUGCCUUGAACAGCUGCGAGAAGAUCUCGAAUGGAAGCUCACCUACGUUGGCUCGGCGACAUCGGCGGAGCAUGACCAAGAGCUCGACUCGCUACUCGUUGGGCCUAUUCCAAUUGGCGUCAACAAGUUCAUCUUCGAAGCCGAUCCGCCUAAUCUUUCCCGCCUGCCCUCUUCUGAGAUUCUUGGUGUGACCGUGAUUCUCUUGACCUGCUCCUACGACGGACGAGAGUUUGUACGCGUUGGAUACUACGUGAACAAUGAGUAUGAUAGCGAGGAAUUGAAUGCCGAACCCCCCACCAAACCAGUCAUCGAAAGAAUCCGCCGAAAUGUCCUUGCGGAAAAGCCAAGAGUCACCCGGUUCGCCAUCAAGUGGGAUUCCGAAGAGUCUGCUCCAGCCGAAUAUCCUCCUGAGCAGCCUGAAGCCGAUACCCUGGACGAUGACGGUACAGCCUAUGGCGCGGAAGAAGCAGAGAUGCAGGCUGCACUAGAGAAAGAACUUGAAGAGACAGAAGCGGCCGCUCGGAAAGAAGUGAACGGCGAUCAAGAGAUGACAGGUGCGAGCGGCAAGGCCAAAGAAGAUGACGAGGCUAGUGACGACGGAAGCGAAGAUCUCGAGGAGGAGAGCAGCGAAGAAGAUGAAGAAGAAGAUGAGGAGGAGGGCGGUGAAGGUGAAGAUACCGAGAUGGGAGAAGGCGAUGAAAAGCCUACCGCCACCGCUGAGUCAAAUGGCGAGCAAAGGACAUCGACAGAACCGCAACCCGAAGUCAUGGUACAUUAG